Molecule: messenger RNA, 829 nt
Organism: Perkinsus marinus ATCC 50983
Lineage: Eukaryota; Perkinsozoa; Perkinsida; Perkinsidae
Exons: 7
Source: RefSeq, a predicted model, not a curated record
AGCGUAUUCAGUACGGAUGCCAAACUGAGCGGAAAGGAAGUACAACCUAACAUCAGUGCGCGCAAAAUCGCGAUGACGUCGAAAUUGAUUUAUUCAAUACCGUUCGUAUCAUCCGCCGACGGGGACAGCACGAGUUUGGUGAAUGUGCGCGACCACAGUGUCACUCACAGGAUGGCACAAGUGGGGGCGGUGACGUUGAGCAUGUGGUUCAAAUGCGACUCGGGGAAAAUUACACAACCACAGACAGUCCUUCUAGCUCGGUACGCUAAUUUCGGUACUUCAACCUUUUCGAGACUAGCUGUUACAGUGGACAGGCGACGUCGCCUGAUACUCCAUUGGUUGUCGUAUACCCUGGGCAGAAGCCACGACAUUCUGGAAGGCUACAGUGCGGAGUUGCCCACUUCUAGAGAGAUGCCAAAGUCGGCAUGGGUUCAUUUAGCAUGUUAUUUCGACACUGAACGAUCUACUCACAAGUGGUAUUGGAACGGCGAAAUGGACAACCAUCGUGACGGUGGGAAGCAUUUCCACGCACUGAAUGUCAGUAAUGCACUCGUGCAGUCGGUGUUCUCGAAAAAGGAUGCAAGUAUCGCUGCUGUUGGGGAAAUAUCUGACCUGAAGAUAUUCCCCAGGCAACUCGACAUCACAGAGAUCAGUAAAGAGUUUCGAAGAGGAAGACAGCAGUUGAACAUGGGAUGAUCUGGAUUGUAUUGGCAGCUAGUGGUGUAAGCAUGGCGUUCUCAUCAAUAUUCUAAAAUUGUCGUGAAAAGUGUGCAAGAGUAUUGCUUAUUGAUUGUCUCUGUCAAGAACCAUGGCAUGAUCGGUCUCUGGG